Camellia sinensis is the source of this 913-nucleotide messenger RNA. The record is from RefSeq and is a predicted model, not a curated record. NCBI's taxonomy places the organism in Eukaryota, Viridiplantae, Streptophyta, Magnoliopsida, Ericales, Theaceae.
UUAAUAAUUCAAACUGCUGUGGAGUGAAGUAGGUAAAUAUUCAUGUUCUUCUUUUCUUCUUACAUAAUGAUGAAAUCUUUUGUUGGUAUGAAGGAUAGGCAUCUUUGAAUUUUAGCCAGUGUUGAUGGGUUCGAAUGAUGAGAGAUGCAGCGAUAAUUUUGAUUUAGGGCUUGAUGUCUCUCCAAAAGAGGACUACGAACUUAGGAGUAUAAUCAUCGAUGAUGAUAAGGAUAAAUUUGUGUCCAGAAUUAAUCGCCAUAAAUAUAAAGCUGAUGUGGUCCCGCUGGUGCACUGGGAAUGGAUUUUUCAAUAUGGAGCCCUUAAAUGUGCUGCCGCAUUGCUUCAAGGAGAGACCAGUCAGACGGUUGAUUUCUACAGCAGUGACACAUUCAGAUUGCCCAUGAUGCAUACACUGGCUCGUACUUAUAACUAUGACUUUAUCGAGUUAUUUAUUCGCCAUGGAGCUUCAUUUGAUCACAGGUGUUAUGGUGUUGGACAAUCUUUGUGGUACCUAGAAGGGAAGCUGCCACUAAAUACAGCUGUUGAAUCAAUAUCGUAUGGAACUACGACUAUUUAUUAUCUACUUAUCUCCAUUCAAAGCUUUUUGUUACCUUUUCGAAGUGGAGGAGGACAUUUACCGUAGAUUUUAUUUAUUUAUUUAUUUUUGUGUGUGUGUGUGAUGCUUCUAUUUUGUUUUUCAUUUUUCCUUAAUACAUCUGGCCACAAGAGAAAUAAAGACGGAUAGGUUUCAUGUUUGAGCCUGCUAAUCAUGUGGAAAUAUACAAACAGCCCAUAAACCAAAUUGGGCUUAUGAAAAUCAACCAUAUUUGAAGGAUGAGACUGAAGAACUGCCAGGUUAAUAUAAAAAGGGUCAUCUAAUGUAAGGGAAGAGAAUCAAAGAAUAUACAAUAGA